Molecule: messenger RNA, 1503 nt
Organism: Vicia villosa (hairy vetch)
Lineage: Eukaryota; Viridiplantae; Streptophyta; Magnoliopsida; Fabales; Fabaceae
Exons: 5
Coding region: 1-1503 (500 amino acids)
Molecular function (GO): nucleic acid binding; zinc ion binding
Source: RefSeq, a predicted model, not a curated record
AUGGAUUGCACUCCUGCACAGAAGGUUAGAUAUGGCACUCAUAUGCUGGCUAAGGAAGUUGAUUAUUGGUCGUUGGAGACGCUUGCUAGGUUGGAGGCUUCAGGUGAGGAAGUCACUUGGAAUGUGUUUCGCAGGGAAUUUUUGAGAAAGUACUAUCCUGAAGAUGUUCGGGGUAAGAAAGGGAUAGAAUUCCUAGAGUUGACGCAAGGGAACAAGUCCGUGACUGAGUAUGCUGCCAAGUUCACUGAGUUGAUUAAGUUCUAUCCUCACUUUGAUGGCGAAGGUGCUGAAUUUUAUAAGUGCAUAAAGUUUCAGAAUGGUUUGCGCUCGGAGAUCAAGAAAGUUGUUGGGUACCAAAAGAUUCGUGUGUUUUCUGACUUGGUUGACAGUUGUAGGAUCUUUGAGGAGGAUAGUAAUGCUCAUCACAAGAUGGAUGCUGGUAAAGGGAAGCAAAGAGUUACUCAUGGUCAUAAGACUAGUGGGGGAGACGCUCCUGCUAGGAUUGUAUGCUUCAAGUAUGGUCAACCUGAUCAUAAGAGCAAUGUUUGUACUGCUGAUAUGAAUAGGUGUUACCGUUGUGGUAAGACGGGACACAUGUCUUCUGAUUGUAAGCAUAAGGAUGUUGUUUGCUUUAACUGUGGUGCGAAGGGGCAUAUUGAUAGCCAGUGUCAGAAACCAAAGAAGGCGGUUGUAGGUGGUAAGGUGUUCGCUUUGUCAGGAAAUCAGACAUCUAGCAAGGACGGUCUUGUUAAAGGUACUUGUUUCAUUAAUUGUAUUCCUUUAAUUCCUAUUAUUGAUACCGGUGCCACUCAUUGUUUUAUUGCUGCUGAUUGUGUGAAAAUAUUGGGUCUUAUUUUGUCUUCUAUGAAUGGAGAAAUGGUUGUCGAACUUCCCGCUACGGAAAUGGUGACUACUUCUCUAGUGUGUUUGAAUUGUCCUUUGUCAAUCUUUGAUAAAGACUUUAUUGUUGACUUUGUGUAUUUAUCGCUUCUUGGCAUGGAUGUGGUUUUGGAUAUGAAUUGGUUGAAACGCAACUAUGUUCAUAUUAACUGUUUUAACAACACGGUGAGAUUUUCUUCUCUCUUGAAGAAGAAGUUGGUUUGUUGGCUGGUGGUGCGAGAAGUUCCUGAAGUGUUUCCCGAUGAGGUUCCUGAUGUACCUACAGAAAGAGAAGUUGAGUUUGUGAUCGAUCUUGUACUUGGUGGUGUGCUUAUUCAUAAUGGUAAAGUGGUUGCUUAUGCGUCUAGAAAGUUGAGGACUCAUGAAAAGAAUUAUCCUACGCAUGAUCUAGAGUUGGCUGCAGUGAUUAACAAUGACUUUCUUGACAACAUUAGAGAAGCUCAGAAGCUAGAUGUGAAGUUGGUGGAUUUGAUGAUAGGAACCGAUCGACUUGAGAAUGAUGAUUUCAAGUUAGAUGCACGUGGUGUGUUGAAAUUCCGAGAUCGUAUUUGCAUUCCUGAUGAUGAAGAGAUUAAGAAAGUGAUUCUUGAAGAGAAUCAUUGA